Messenger RNA from Abrus precatorius (Indian licorice), 871 nucleotides. RefSeq names its product nudix hydrolase 4-like. NCBI's taxonomy places the organism in Eukaryota, Viridiplantae, Streptophyta, Magnoliopsida, Fabales, Fabaceae. The transcript is spliced from 5 exons. The record is from RefSeq and is a predicted model, not a curated record. The coding region runs from base 9 to 740 and encodes 243 amino acids. Gene Ontology annotation, cellular component: nucleus; cytoplasm. Gene Ontology annotation, molecular function: pyrophosphatase activity.
AGCUGUAUAUGAAACCGUUACCGCCAUUUUUGCCCCUCCCAUUUUCAUGUCUUUGCUUCUUAAUUUUCUUCUUCUUUCUCAUCCAUUCUCCGCUCUUUCUCUUCAUCCACCCCUCAAGUUUUGAUUUUGAUUUAUCCUUUGUUUCCCUCCAACAAGUUGACUUCAUGGGUAUCUUCUUUUCUCGGAAUUUGACUUCCAAUUUUUUCCUACCGUUUCUUUUCUCCAAGAAAGUUUCUGGGGAUUUGUUCCCCAAGGAGCUCGAGCACAUGAUGUGCUUUGUUGCUCGCAGUGGCAGGCAUUUGCAACGUUAUGAUGAUGGCUGUCGCCAAGUUGUGGGGUGCAUUCCAUAUAGAUACAACGGAAACGGAACCCCAAAGAACGAAUUAGAGGUUCUUGUGAUUAGUGCUCAGAACGGCAAUGGAAUGCAGUUUCCUAAGGGAGGUUGGGAGAUAGAUGAAUCCAUGGAGGAAGCUGCUUUAAGGGAGACCAUAGAGGAAGCUGGGGUCACUGGCAACGUCGAAAGUAAAUUGGGUAAAUGGUUUUAUAAGAGCAAACGCCAAGACAUUGUCCACGAGGGAUAUAUGUUCCCUUUGCUUGUCAAGAAGCAGUUGGAGAAUUGGCCAGAGAAGAAUGUUAGAAAACGAAGAUGGAUGUCUGUUGGUGAAGCAAAGCAAGUGUGUCCACAUUCCUGGAUGAAUGAGGCUUUAGAUGUAUUGGUCAGUAGACAACCUCAAUCCUAGCCAGAAAUGAGGGACAUUAUUAGUAUGUCUGAAUACUGUCAUGUAUGCUGCAAAUGUACGUUUAAAUUCCAGAGGCUACUCUUUGUAGCUUACAAAUUACAUUUGUCCAAGGAGACUCAAUGCCAAACUAA